UUUGCGCCUUUUCGAUGGCGCCAAAAAUAAAAACAAUUGUCAACCGUUCAGCAAACGUGGGAGAAUGAGUGGGAAUGUAAUUAUUUUCUCGGCCUUGAUUUUCUCUACUUAUGGUUCCUGUCGUUAGCAUCAGUUGAAUUGAAAAUCGUGUUUAUUUGGGAUUUUGGCUGCCGUGUAUUGAAGCAUCAGCUAUGGAGGUUCCAGAGGAAGUCCAUCAUGUCCAGAGGAUACUCUCUUCAAUGCAGAAGACUCUGGAGUGCAGGAUAUGUCUGGACCUGUUCGAUGAACCCUCACAGACCAAGUGCGGCCACACGUUCUGCACCGAGUGUCUCCACCAGCUGACCAAGAAGCCGGCGCCCUGCCCGCUCUGCAAGGAGCGGCUGACGAGGCGCAGUUUCGCCGCCGACCGCCAGGCGGCAGCACUGGCCACGGCCGUCCGCCGCCUGGUCGCAGCAGUACAGGAGGACUGUGGCUUCAAUGUGUCGCCGUCCAAGUUCCGGCCUCGCCCGAGUAUCGAGGCUACCGAGACAAACCCUGCGCGUCAGACGGUGGCGCCGGAGACGAACGCGGCGCGUCAGUCCGCGGCGCCGUCCGCCGGCCGGUCCUCCGCAGCCGAGCAGCACAGCUCGGCAGCCGCCGGCGGUAAAAAGGCAGCUGCCAAAAACGUGCGCACCACGGGCCGGGGCCGCCACCGGCGCUCGCCGCCGCGGCACGUCUACUCGCGCGCGGCGGCCGUCGCAGACGACGAGCUGGACCUCCUCUCGGCCAGUCAGGUGCUCGAGUUCGACGGAGAGCGGGUGGGCGAGUCGCUGGCUCCGCCGCCGCCGCCACUGCCUGCCGACGCCGAGCGGCGGAUCAGCGGCAGAACGCGCGUCAACCUUUGGAUCGGCGAGGCUCGGGAGGCGGGGUUCGGGAUCUCCGAGGUGGAGAGCCCGACGAUCGCCAAGCUGGACAAACUCCGUGAGAGGGAUGGGGGUCGCCUGGAGCGCCGUCUGAUGGAGGAGAAGCGCCGACUGGGGGUGGCCCCCCUGGACGACGCGGAGGGCGAGGCCGACAAGGAGAAUCGACUCGAUGUGAGCGGUGCCGAGGGGACCGUCGGCGGCAAGGGCGACGCCCGGAGAGUGGUGGAUGAGAGUGUUGAUGACGGGGACUCGGCCAGAGAACAGGGCUCGACGCCGGCGCCAGCCGCCGCGAAACGCUUCUUCAAGGCGCGGGCCUCCGCCGCUGAUGGGACGACGUCGGGGGAGACGCAGACGCAGACCCAGACGGAAGGAACGGAGACAGCCGAGGAGGAUCCCUACUUCUUCAUCAGCAGUCAGCGCACGCCGCCCAAGAAGAAGAAAAAGAGGCAGCAGCGGACCGACAAGAAGACCAAGCCCUCCGCUGCCAAGAAGCUCACUGUGACGAAGAAGCCCCGGGCGGCGGGCGCCGGUCCCUCGGACGGACCGGCCGCCGAUUUCGACGAGCUCGACGCGGAGGCGGCGGCCAGUCGCCGUCGCGCUCCGCCCCGCCGCGCGCGUCAGGCGGCCGUCCGUGCCGCCGAGUUCCUCGCGCUGCCCGGAGAUACCACCCUCAGCCAGGAGAGCGCCGCCGACUCCGACUUCGAGCCUCCCGUGCCGAAAAAGACCCGGCGGGACGCGCCUCGCGCCACCACCCGUGUCGCCGCUAAACCGGCCCCGGUGACGCCGAAACUGCAGCUGGCGCGCGCUGAGCUCGGCACCGCCAGCCAGGAGGUACGUGUCAUCCAGGAGUUAUUUGAUGACGCCGCGCCGCCGCCGGGUCAGGUGACGCCGCGCGGCGGCCACCGGGACACGAUGACACGCGCCGAGGCGCUCAGGAAGAGCGAGGCGUCGGAGCAGGAGGAGGCGGUGACGCCCAAGUCGGUGACGUUCAGCGAGGAUGUCACGGUGAAGGAGAUCCCGCGGAUGUGCCGGGAGGCGGCGGAGAAAGAGGGGAUAGACGGGGAGGAGAUGAGGGGAGUUGCGGAGGGAGAGAGGGAGACGGACCUCCCGGAACGCCCAGUUCAGACUUCACAGACGGGAGGCACCCGGUCGCCCAAACCCGGCCAGCCAGAGCCGUACACCACAAAACAAGGAACACCGAAACUACAAGCAACCCCGCGGGAGACGUCCAAGCCUCCGACGUCAAACCGUCUGUCUGCUGAGAAUCCUACGGCAGCAGGGGAGAACGCUGGGGUUUCGACGGCCGCUGAAGAUGACUCUCUGGCCACCGACCACCCCGGCUCCUCUCAGUGUGACCUGAGUGCCGGCGAGCUGGCAGCCGCGGGCCUGCCGCCGCCAGCCGCCGCCCGCUCGCCCGGCUGGUCGCGCCUGCCUCGUCUCAAGACCUCCUUCGGCCUGAAAGCGGAGCUGAACGUGAAGGGCGGCCGGCGCACGCCGACCAAGGAAGACCGCCACUCGGACGGGCCGCCGCCCAUCGUCCCCUUCGACGCGGCCGACGACGCGCCGCCGUCCCCGACGAGCCGAAUCGACGAGGAGGUGACUGCGUCGAGCGGCGACGAUGUGGCGUCGGAGGGAUUCACGGCGAGCCAGCCGAAGCGGAUGGGGAAGAAGGUGCGACAGUAUCGGGAGGCCGUGAAGGAGCUGGAGGAUGAGGUGAUGGCGCUAGAGACAGAGACAGAGUGCGGAGGAGGGGAGAGGGCGGGAGAGGUGGUGCCAGAGACAGAGCUGGAGAUGAUAGAGGACGGACCAAACUGUCCAACUGACGCUGAUAUGGAUCGGCAGGAGGCGUCAGGCGGGGCUGUGGAUUUGGCGAGUGGAGGGGGAGAACUCUCAGACGCAGAGGACGUGGUUGAAUUGGAGGGCACUCCGCCGCCCCUGCUGUCGCCGCAGGAACCGCCCUCUGUCUCAGCGCCCCGACCCCGCUCCUCCCGGUCCUCUGCCCCCUCUGCCUCGGCCGGCGAGCGUCAGAAGACCCGACUCAGCUCCCGCGGAGCAGUUCCCAGCGCGGAGAGCGAGUCACUGCUCCGCGAGUCACCGCGGCCGGCUGACUCCCAGAUGCCCGCCAGUGAGUCCGUGAUACCCAACAGCGAGGCAGUAGCUGUCGAGCCUCCGGCCCCUGCGGAACGAACCCGCGGCCGCGGCGCGAGCGGCGAACGGAUGUCUGCCUCUGAGAAAGCACCUACGGGACACAGAAGCAGGACUUCCACAGAAGCACACACGAGCCCUGGAACGAAGAUCUCGCCGGUAGCAUCUGUAGCGACAUCGGCUGAUAUGUUUACAAAGGCGUCAUCAGCAAAGUCAGCAUCUCGAGGCUUGUCUGGGGGAACAUCAGACUCCCCCACCGCGGUGUCAACCCCUACACCCUCAGCUGCGGGAUCUGCGGCGCCAGUACCGGGGCCUCCAACCUCCAGAGCGGUGCCUCCCGACUCCAGAGCGGCUCCGCCCGACUCCAGGGCGGCUCCUCCACCCGGGCCGCCUCCCCCGGACUCUGAGGACUACCAGGUGGAAGUCGGCGUGCCGUCCGCCGGCCGGCGCCGCUCCGGCCGCAGUCAGUCUGGUCGGCUGUCCCGCUCCAGUCCGCGGGGGUCGGCGGCACGCGGCGCGGACAGAGACGCUGCUGAGGACGAACAGGCGCCCGCUGCCCCGGCUGUCUCCCCGUCGGUCCGCCGGGCGGGGGCGGGGCCGGGUCGGCGGCGGGCGGUGCGGGUCCGCCGGGCGGUGCCCAGCCGCCGGCUGCUGGUCCGACUGCUGGCCGGCCAGCGGCGACUCACGGCGCUGGUCGGACGGCUGACCAGUGAACUCAGCAGGGCCAGCAGCGCGCAGACGGGACCGGCAGCGGCCGCCGGCGUGCAGGCCGUGCUGGCGGCCGUGGCGCAGGCGCAGGCGGCCACCGCGGCGCUCAGGUCUCCGUCCGCCCGUCGGUACUCCUCUGCGCGGGCGGCCGCCGGCGGCGCCUCCCUCUCUACCGUCACCCCAGCGUUCAGUCCGUCCCGCCGUCGGGAGUCCGCCCGUCGGACCACCCCCACCGCCACUGCUGGGGCGGCGGCCACACCGGAUAGGAGAGAACCCAAGAAGGCAGUCGGAGAGCCAUCCCCUCGACCUUCGACUCGAAAGAGCUCCGAGAGUCGUGCGGAGUCGAGUCAGACGGCUGAGAGUCAGUCGAAGAGUCGGAGUCGGUCACGGAGUCAGCCGGCGGCGGAGGUGGAGGUUGUAUCAGCGGGCUUACGCCGGUCACCCAGACGUCCCCCGGCCCCCGGCGCCUCGCCCCGCACGCUGCGGACCCGGAGCAGUGCUUCCUCGGCCGUGCCACCGACUGUAUCCACUCCCAGCGGCGCGGGACUGGCUCUGGAGCCUCCGCGCCGAUCCGCGCGCCGCUCCCUGGCUGCUGAUGUUGACGCCGAGGCUGCCCCCGCUGCUGGCGGCGCUGCUGCUGCUGAUGCCGCUGCUGCUGAACGCUCGUCUGAACUUCCCGCCGGGGAAGAUCUCGUGCCGCCGUCUCAGUCCUCCCCCUCGCCUCGCGGUGAGCUGAGCGCGCUGAUGCGGCAGAACCCAGUCCCUGCUCCCGAGUCGGCUCCCUCCGUGGGUUUCCCUCCUGACAGUGAGGAGAUAGGCCCGAUGAGUGUCACACAGUUCGACCGCGUGGCCAGGGAAAUGGCGGAGGAGGCUGCUCCGCCCCCGCCCCGCGAUCUCUGUGACUUGGACACGGAGGAGGUGGAUCAAUUGAUGGAGGAGCCUCCUGCGCCGCCGCCGAGAGAGACGACCGAACGGGAGAGGGAUGAGAGUGAGACGGCGGCGCCACCAGCGGACCAGAGCAGUCAGGCAUCAGCGCCGGGGGAUGAGGCAGACACCAAGCGCCGCUCGGGCAGCGUGGGCUCGCAGAAGAGAGCCAGCUCCCCGCUGGGGUCUGCUGUGGGGAGUAAAAGGCCCCGCUCCCAGCCUGUGACCCCAGCCAGCGCCGCCAAGGGCUCCAAGGAAGAUCCAGAGGUGGUGUCUGAUGAUGACGAAGAUUUGUUGUCUGAAGGAGGCUCUCUGCAGGUGAUUCAAGACGAUGCGACUGGUACGAAGAAGCUUUCAUCGACCGAAAGCAAGCGUCGCACGCUAUCCAGUGACGCUGAACCUGAAGACGAAGCCAUGGAAGAUGAAGAACCCAUUGAAGAGGUGGCUGAAGUCUCAGCGGGCCGCCGGAGUGCGGAGGGCAGCGGCAGGGAGCGGCCAGCCGGGACGCCGGGAGCUGGCGGCGGCAGCGGUUCCACCACCGACUCACCAGUUUGCCGCGCCCCGGGCCGACGGGCCGCCCGAAUCUCAGACGAUGAGGCGGAGCCUGACCCGCCCAGAGAGCUCGAUGAGUUUGCCAGUGACGCAGAGGACCGCGAGGAGAUCGAGCGGCUGGCCGCCAUGCCGGUGGACGAGUUCAUUCGCGAGAUCCAGGGGGAGGUCUGCGGCGCACCGGUGGGUGAAUCCACUAGGCGCCUGUCGGAGGAGGGAGAGGAAGAUGGAAGACAGGACCCCCGCGGCGAGAAAUCCAUUACAGACAGUAUACUGCAGCAGGUGGACCUCCCCCCGGCGGACGAGUCCAUCUGCGAGGUGCCGGCCGACUCCAGCCUGGCCGUCUGUGAGGACGAGUCUAUGGUGGAGGGCGAGAUGAGGCAGUCUCGCCCCUCGGCCGGCCGCUCGCUGGGUGACAUCGACCCGGACCUGGCGGGCGCGGCCGACCCGGCGCCGCCUGGCUCUCAGGAUUCUCUGGCAGAGAUCGUGGCGAGUAGUGGUGAAGUGGUGGCCUCUCCGGGCCGCGUGGCACACCUGGACACAGUGCUGGUGACGCCCGGGGGACGGCGGCGCUCGGCGGCGGCUGCUCAUCUCACCAACUCAGCUCACUCGGCUCAGAGCUCAGCUCACUCGGCCCAGCAGUCGCCCCGGCCAGCGCGGCGCUCCGGGCGGGUCAUGAGCUCUGUCAAAAUGACGACCGAUACCCCGACCUCCACCACCAGUAGAACGAGAAACUCUGGCGAUAAGCCAACACCGCCGAGAGCAGAGACAAACCAGACGCCGACUCGGAGUAAACCAACUCCCAGAGCUGAGUCCAAGACAUCACCGAGACCCGCACCGACUCCGGAGGCUGAAUUGUCCGCUAAGGACCGCUUGCCGACCACCCCUGCCCAGCCGGCCCCGGAGUCGGACCUGAUCCCUAGCAGCCCGGUCGGGCUGGAGGGCUCCCCGCCGCGCCGGCGCAGCGGCCUCUCGGCCAGCUCCCCGCCGCGCCGGCGCAGCGGCCUCUCAGCUCGCUCUCCGCCGCGACCGCCGGCAGCCACCAGUCCGAGCAGCGAGGACCUGCUCGUGCCGCCCGGCUUCUUCAACGAGAGUAGCAUGUGUGUGCCUGCGGCUGAGACGAGCGUGCGGGAUACCAGCGGGCGGGAGAGCGACACCAGCCGGGGAGGCGCGGAGCAGGCGGAGGCUACGCGUCACGAGCCGGCGAAAACGUCUCCGUCUGCCGCUGCUCCGGGUUCUGCCGCUGGUGCUGCGGGCUCUGCUGCUCCAGACCCCUCCGGUGUCCGUCGGGCGGUGCUGCCUUCCGCCGCCUCCGCCGCCUCUGACCGUACCGGCACACCCACCACCACCGCUGCUGCCGCUGGCGGAGACGCAGCAGAGGUCUCCGAGACGGAGUCUGAGGACAUGUUCUCCGCCAGCCGACCCACCGAGACAGCCGCGGCCGCCGGCAGGAAAAAGGAUAGCCCACCGCCGCCGCCUCCCCGCCCGCCACCUGUGAUGGUGGCCUCGGGCCUAAAGCGGCCCGAGCAGGAGGCCGCCCAGCGGCUGGCGGCCGCGCACGGCGGUCGCUUCCUGCGCCAGUGGCAGCCCGGGGUGACGCACGUGAUUGUACGCACCGGGCCGCGCCUGGAGGCCGGGCGCACGCUCAAGUUUCUGCAGGGCGUGGCGGCGCGGGCCUGGCUGGUGGCGGCAGCCUGGGUGGAGGAUAGCCUCGCGGCAGGACGACUGCUACCGGAGGAGGAUUACGAGGCGAUUGACAGCGCCACGGGCGAGCCGGGGCCGCGGCGCGCCCGCCAGACGGGCGGCGCACUGUUCGCCGACUUCACCUUUUGCUGCGUGGGGCCGUUCAGAGACGUCACGAUGGAACAGCUGGAGUCUCUGAUUGGUCAGUCUGGCGGCGCGGUGGCCUCCUCGCCGGCGGCGCUGGCCUCGGCGCCGGGUCGGGUGCGGCUGAUAGUCGCUCAGGAGGAGUGCGACCACGACUUCUCCGGCUGGCGGCGACGGCACGGCCUGCCCAGCGUCUCCUACGAGUGGCUAAUCGACUGUGUGGCCACCCAGCGCCUCUGGAGCCUGCUGGAUAACACCCUGUGCGGCGCCAGUGAGGCAGAGCUGAGACAGGCCGGCGUGCCGCCCGAACUGUGCCUCGCUGAGACACAGGAGACAGAGUACUUUGACUCAAUGGGACUGUAGAGGUGGGCAAGGUGUGUGUGUAGCCGGUAUUUUGACUCGAUGGGACUGUAGAGAUGGGCAAGGUGUGGAGUGAGUACUUUGACUCAAUGGGUCUUAGAGGUGGGCAAGGACUUGUGGGGAGUAAGUAUUCUGAUUCGAUGAAGCUGUGACAGGGGGACAGGCUGUAUGUUGAUCAAGUACUUUGCCAUUGGGAUGUGAAAAGCGUGUUUCAGACGCACAGAUAAAAUGCUUCGAGUUGAUUGAAGAUAAAGUAGUUGGUCGUUCAACCACACAAAAUAAAAACUUUGACUUUGUAUCUAGCCGUGCCACCUUUUUAUCAGUGCCUGCAUGCAUGCGAAGUAAAAGUCAUUCCAGUAAUUAACCAAGUAACAUAAGCUGCCUACUUUGUCGCGAGACAAUGUGUGCGUAGUGGAGCAUUGACUCGUGCGAGGCUGUGUCAUGACUCAUGUCCACGUGCCUUAUCAGAUCUGUUGGCUCACACCCUCAGAAGGGGACUGAAGAAGGCACAUAGCGCCCAGUCAGUGGACAAUCAGGCUGCUGCCUUGUAAAGUAAUCUUCGCUGCCUUUGCCAGACGCUGUCUUCCCUGAUGCGUAAUGUAGCGUGUAGGUCGCUGUCGCAACUCGAAGUGUAUCGCUCGCUAAGAGGGCAUAUUUCGGAGAACACCUGGGUGAAGAAAUGAAUCGCCUCUCAGUAAUAGAAGAGCUAAGCGAGCUAAACCUCGCACUGUAGUUAACCCGGGUGAAGAAGUGAAUCACCUAAGAAGAUGAGACGCUCUUGUAGAUGAUAACGCGCUCUCGGCGUGCUGAAGUCUGUUUUUCUUCCCUUAUGUAACUAUUAUAGUGCUGUGGAGCGCGGGAGCUCUAAUAGUAUUUUGUUGAUGCACGAGAUUUGUAGAUCGUUGGCUAACGACGAUACUGAACAGUGAACAUAGCCGUUGGUUAACAAUCGCUCUGUGAAUGAACGGGUCGUGUGUAUGAACAGGGUGUUUGAUGUAGCAUCUCUUCCUAGACUGCGCUGUGACAGUCGAAGGCAGCGGGUCUUCGCCACCAUUUCGAACUGCUUCGGGCUGUUAUGUAAGAAACGUAUCGCUCACGUGCCAUGCUACGUGCCUUCUCUACCCUGUCUUGAUUAGUCUUUGUUGAUCGGAUGAUUGUGCCUCUGAAAUAUACGCUAGUGUGUUUUGAG
Molecule: messenger RNA, 8604 nt
Organism: Amphibalanus amphitrite
Lineage: Eukaryota; Metazoa; Arthropoda; Thecostraca; Balanomorpha; Balanidae
Product: serine/arginine repetitive matrix protein 2-like
Exons: 11
Coding region: 192-7418 (2408 amino acids)
Biological process (GO): negative regulation of fatty acid biosynthetic process; double-strand break repair via homologous recombination; positive regulation of transcription by RNA polymerase II
Cellular component (GO): plasma membrane; BRCA1-A complex; BRCA1-BARD1 complex
Molecular function (GO): ubiquitin-protein transferase activity; metal ion binding
Source: RefSeq, a predicted model, not a curated record